Cladophialophora carrionii CBS 160.54 is the source of this 2271-nucleotide messenger RNA. RefSeq lists its product as uncharacterized. The record is from RefSeq and is a predicted model, not a curated record. The transcript has a single exon. Gene Ontology annotation, molecular function: phosphoprotein phosphatase activity. Lineage: Eukaryota; Fungi; Ascomycota; Eurotiomycetes; Chaetothyriales; Herpotrichiellaceae. Bases 1 to 2271 code for a protein of 756 amino acids.
AUGGGUAAGAAGAAAGGCGGCGCCAAAGCGGCGCCACAUGCGCGCCAUGGUCAGCAGCAAGUGAACCCGCAAACGGACGCAACAAACCAGCUGCCACUCAACAGAGAUGCGGGCAACUUCUCGUUACCACAUCGAUCGGCUCAGGUCCAACAAGGUGACUACUAUGACUGCUACCGGUACUGCCAGGACAGAGUUGACAUAUAUGCUGCAGUGGAUGCUUGGAGAUCUUACAGAGACGGCACAAACAAUCUUCAGACAGCCGCUGAUUUUCAGCCUUUCUUCCAGUCUCGUCCCACGUUUUUCGGCAGCGGCCAGCAGCAUCUUCCUGGUUGGACUCCGCCAGGGCACAAUGGUAGCCUAGGGGCACCGCAAGGGCAACAAAUAUACGCUCCAGCCCCACUUGGCCAACAGCCAUACCCUCUCGCUCCACAAGCAAUGAACCCGUAUACCCGACCCUCGGCACCCGUCGAACAUUCGCAUUUCAAGCCAUACCAGCCGCUAAGGUUAGUUCACAGCUACGCUCGGUAUCCUUCAUAUCGAGUUAACAAACCUUAUAGAGUGUCAAAUGGCACGGUUGAGAGACAGGUCAUACAGCAGGCAAGGAACAACUGGCAGAGUCUACCUCGGGCUCAAACGCAGGAUCCACGUCGUCGACCUAAAGCUCGGCAGUUACCAGAACCGACUGUGCAAACUCCGCCAGAAACGAGAAACGACCGCUACCCACUCCGCAAUAGGAGACCGGAUCAGACUGUCCCGUUCAGUACUGGUGUCGCAGACGAUUUUAUCGAGCCAAACAGGACUUCGGGUAACUCUGCCCUCCCAAGAGUCCCGGCAGCUCAGAAAACCUCUCGGUACCCUAGUCAGGAUCCUGCCGACGAGGCCCCACGCCCCACGGGAGAGUACAAGAGAAAUGCUGCGCCCAGCUCUGCCACCAGAGACAGACCACAAAAACUCUUGGUCAUCCUCGAUCUCAAUGGCACUGUACUUGUUAGACCGAACAAGAGCAGGCCUAAGAACAUCAUUGUGAGGCCUGGUGUUCCUACCUUACUGGAUUAUCUAUUUCGCAAUCAUGUGGUCAUGGUAUACACUUCGACGAGGCCUCAGAACUGCGCUGCCAUGGUGGAGAAGUUCUUUCGUCCAGAUCAACGGGCGGCAUUGGCCGCUGUGUGGGCCAGGGACAAAUUGGGCUUGACGCAGGAGCAGUAUUACAAUAAGGUUCAGGUCUACAAGAGACUGGAGCCGGUCUGGCAAGAUGAGGCCAUCCAGAUGAAGGCAGACCCGGGCAAGCGCUGGGAUCAAAGCAAUACUGUGCUUGUGGACGACAGCCAAAUUAAAGCUCUGGCACAACCCCACAAUCUGCUGCAAAUCCCAGAAUUCCUCAACAACGAGCCCAAAACUGGGUUACAAGCGAAAUUAGCCUGGCGGCUUACCGAAGAAGCUAUUGUCCAGUCUGUACAGCAGAAGCUGGAAGAACUCACGUGGCAGGUGGACGUGUCCAGGUUGAUACGAGAAUGGCAAACUGGAAAACGGCAAGCACCCGGUGUUGUGGAUGAAACCGUAGAUCAGAAAGCACUACAGAACGCCGGAGACCGUGCAUCGUCUCCCACACCGGACCCGAGCAAUGGUGACCGAGAGUCGUCGUAUCAACCACAACCACAACCGCAGCAGCUACAGACGCCAAGAGAAUCUCCAAUGCCGGUAUUCGAAAAACAUCUGCCACAAUACAAGCCAGUAGAAGUCGAAAUGGACGAUGGAGUAAGUUCCGAUGACGAUGGCGGCACCACCUUGGACGAUCUGCAAGCCCAAAUUAACCGGAGUCUCAGUCUGAAUCAGAGCCUAUCAAUCCAGAAUCAAAAUCAACGUCAACUGACCGCUGGUGCUGCUACGGAUGCUGGUGCCGUGGCUACUAUUGAGGGGACCAAACCAUCAAGACUCAGUGAGUUAUCUGCUCAUGGGGGUGAUUGGGCUGACACCGUCAGAGAAACUCAAGAGGACCCCCGAGUCUCUGGCCAGAGUCCAGGCACGAGCACAGUACAGGCACGAGAACAGGCGGGCAAUACGGAUGGCGCGCAAGGCAAAAAGGCGAGCGAAGGAUACGGCAUCCAAGGCAGCAAAGGCAGCACGACGAGAGCAACAGGCCGCAAUGACAAAGGCGAAGAAAAGGCGUCCCCUUGUCAAAUGACAAGCAACGACAACGUUGAGGGAGGGACCGUAAACAUCGAUGGAGAGACGGCUCAUGAGCCAAUGACGCCCGAGAGUCUGGGUGGUUGA